Molecule: messenger RNA, 881 nt
Organism: Thunnus maccoyii (southern bluefin tuna)
Lineage: Eukaryota; Metazoa; Chordata; Actinopteri; Scombriformes; Scombridae
Product: histone H2A-like
Exons: 1
Coding region: 271-654 (127 amino acids)
Cellular component (GO): nucleosome
Molecular function (GO): DNA binding; protein heterodimerization activity; structural constituent of chromatin
Source: RefSeq, a predicted model, not a curated record
GUGUCGGAGCGGCUGUGUAAGUGUGACGCUGCUUCAGACCUCCGGGUCCUGAUUGGUGAGCGGCUCCUCCUGGAGCUCAGCACCGCCUACAGGAGUCUGAACCUCCGCUGCUUAUUGGACAUGAGUCGUUUGAAAAAGUCCGCCAAAAUGAGAGCGAGUCUCCUUCUGCUGCUGUACUGGAAGCUUCCCGCUUCGUGGACAUAUAAAGGAGGGUUUGGUGCCUUUGCUCCACAGAUUCUUGAGAACAGACUCUAGAAAGUGACCGUAAUUAUGAGUGGACGCGGCAAAACCGGAGGCAAAGCCCGUGCUAAGGCAAAGACCCGCUCUUCUCGUGCCGGGCUCCAGUUCCCAGUCGGCCGUGUUCACAGGCUGCUGCGCAAAGGCAACUAUGCGGAGCGUGUGGGUGCCGGCGCCCCCGUCUACCUGGCGGCUGUGCUGGAGUACCUGACCGCUGAGAUCCUGGAGCUCGCUGGAAACGCUGCUCGCGACAACAAGAAGACCAGGAUCAUCCCCCGUCACCUGCAGCUGGCUGUCCGCAACGACGAGGAGCUCAACAAACUGCUGGGCGGAGUAACCAUCGCUCAGGGAGGCGUGCUGCCCAACAUCCAGGCUGUCCUGCUGCCCAAGAAGACCGAGAAGCCCGCCAAGAAGUAAACCUGGUGCCCGGCUGACUGCUGGAAACCAAGCAAAGGCUCUUUUAAGAGCCACACACUCCUGAUAAAGAACACAGAUCCUCAUAUCUCUAUCAUACACUGUAGUUAAGACACGAAUUAUGUACAUAAUAAUGUAUCCAACAUAUUGAUAUUCAGUGUUACAAUAUAUGAUAACUGCAUUCAAAUCAUAAUGGCUGUUCGUUGUGUUGCCAAGAAUAUCAGCAUUUA